AUGAGUGAUGAGAUUGUAAAGGCACCUGAGGGCACUAUCGUAAUUUUUGUGCUGGGUGGGCCCGGCUCCGGUAAAGGCACGCAAUGCAGUAAAAUAGUCGAAGAUUUUGGAUUUGUUCAUUUGUCCGCCGGAGAUUUGCUUCGAGAAGAGCAACAAAAUCCGAAUUCCAAAGAUGGUGAUUUGAUAAAAACAUUUAUGAAAGAAGGCAAAAUUGUGCCUAUGGAAAUUACCAUUAAAUUGCUUUCGAAGAAAAUUCAAGGAAGCAAAUCAAAUAUAUUCUUGAUCGAUGGCUUUCCGCGAAAACAGGAUCAGGCUAUGCAUUUCGAUGAAAAUGUAGUAGAACCAUCUCUCAUUCUUUUUUUUGAUUGUGAUAAAGAAGUUAUGAAGCAACGCCUCCUGAAACGUGGGGAAACUAGCGGUCGAAUUGAUGACAAUAUUGAAACGAUUGAAAAACGAUUCAAAGUUUUUCAGGAAGAUAGUUUGCCUGUAAUCAAACAUUAUGAAGAAAUAGGAAAAGUUCAUAGGAUACCUUCUAAUGAAAGUGCUGAUGAAUGUUGUACAAUCGAUAAUGGACUUAUGGACCAAUUGGAUUGGCCUUAUUUGGACCAUUCCAGUUGA
This is a messenger RNA of Cetraspora pellucida, 618 nucleotides long. The record is from the annotation of a GenBank genome assembly. NCBI's taxonomy places the organism in Eukaryota, Fungi, Glomeromycota, Glomeromycetes, Diversisporales, Gigasporaceae.